CGCGUGCCAGAAGAAAUGAUAGAAGACCCUGUUAUGAGAGUGAAAGCGGCGGCCGUCGCUUUUGCGUACGAAAUGACGGGGUCAAGAAGUAAUAGAAGAUGGCCGACGAAUUUAAAUUUACCACCCAAUGAAUCUGGCGGAAAAGAAGACGUCAUGUUAUAUCGUAAAGAUAUACGAGCGAG
This is a messenger RNA of Paraglomus occultum, 182 nucleotides long. Lineage: Eukaryota; Fungi; Glomeromycota; Glomeromycetes; Paraglomerales; Paraglomeraceae. The record is from the annotation of a GenBank genome assembly.